AUGUUCCGCGAAAAGGUUCGCGAGAAGCGCGCCGAAGAGGUCAACAUUGAGCUACAGGACGAGCAAGGAAAUGUCGUCGUUGAUUGGGACGGGGAAGAUGACAAGAGCAAACCUAUCAACUGGCCCGCAUUGGACAAGUUCAUCAAUGUCGGUCUUGUCAGUAUUCUCACGUUCAUAGCGUCCGUGGCGUCUGCGAUGUGUGCUCCCGGUGUUCCAGACAUGAUGGCAGAGUUCCACAGCGACAGUCAGAUUUUAUCAUCAUUCAUAGUAUCCAUUUUCAUCUUAGGGUACGCCGUGGGCCCAAUGUGA
Molecule: messenger RNA, 309 nt
Organism: Colletotrichum chrysophilum
Lineage: Eukaryota; Fungi; Ascomycota; Sordariomycetes; Glomerellales; Glomerellaceae
Exons: 2
Coding region: 1-309 (102 amino acids)
Biological process (GO): transmembrane transport
Molecular function (GO): transmembrane transporter activity
Source: RefSeq, a predicted model, not a curated record